Molecule: messenger RNA, 2119 nt
Organism: Ceraceosorus bombacis
Lineage: Eukaryota; Fungi; Basidiomycota; Exobasidiomycetes; Ceraceosorales; Ceraceosoraceae
Source: the annotation of a GenBank genome assembly
AUGGCUGACGUCUCUCACAAAGAGUCGCCUUCAAGCGAGAAGGCGUCUUUCACGCAGCAACAAACCAGUGAUGCUCCCGCAGCACCACGCCUGGACUUGUCCAAGGAGAACUCCGAGGGCCUGUUGGUCAACGCGCUCUCCGGCAUCUCUCAAGACCAGCUCUUCCGCGAUGUUGACCAAUUCCUGCAAGAGAAGCAGAUCCAAGAGGACCCCGCCUUGUUCCACCGCGCAGCCCUCGCGGCUCAAGAACCCGCACGUUUCGAGUCGAUCAAUGGCUUGCAAGAGGAUGAGCGCAGCGCGCUUCAAAAGGAGCUGACCAGCAGGUGAGUUAUCGGCUCGCACGACGACGGGCAUAGUCGAAACACGCACUGACCUCGUCUGAACCAAAUCACUACGCGAUAUAGAUGGGCAGCCCCUUGGACACUCUACCUGACCAUCCUGGCCUGCAGCAUUGGUGCGGCUACCCAAGGUUGGGAUCAGACCGGAUCCAACGGUGCAAACUUGUCCUUCCCCGCGGAGUUUGGCAUUGACGGAACUGACCGUGGAGAGUGGAUCGUUGGUGUGGUCAAUUCGGCUCCAUACCUUGCCUCGGCCGCCCUCGGCUGCUGGCUUUCUGACCCUCUCAACAACAUGUUCGGACGCCGCGGUACCAUCUUCAUCACUGCCCUCAUCCUCAUCGCCACCCCUAUUGCCUCCGGCUUCACUCACUCUUGGCAGACCCUCUUCGUCGUUCGUCUUAUUCUUGGUAUCGGCAUGGGUGCCAAGGGAAGCACUGUCCCCAUCUUUGCGGCUGAAAACUCUCCCAACGCUAUUCGUGGAGCGCUGACCAUGUCCUGGCAAUUGUGGACUGCUUUCGGUAAGUGGCAAUGAGUCAUCGCAGGCAACUCUCUGAGACUGACCAUCCAUCUUGCACUGCGACUCAGGUAUCUUCGCUGGUUUUGUGGCCAACUUGGUCGUUGCAGACACUGGACGCAUCGCUUGGAGACUUCAACUGGGAUCUGCUUUCAUCCCCGCCUUGCCUCUUGCAUUCCUCAUCUGGCUCUGCCCCGAGUCCCCCCGUUGGCUCAUGAAGAAGGGGCGCUACACCGCAGCCUACCAAGCCCUCCAACGACUUCGCUUCACCAAGCUCCAAGCCGCACGUGACCUUUACUACAUUCAUGUUCAGCUCGAGGAGGAGAAGCGCGUCAUCCGCGGAGCUACCUUCGUCAGCCGCUUCACCGAGCUCUUCACGAUCCCUCGUGUUCGCAUGGCCACCAUUGCAGCUUCGACUGUCAUGCUUGCUCAACAAAUGUGCGGUAUCAACGUCAUGGCCUUCUACUCCAGCACCGUCUUCAAGACGGCCGGCCUCAGCGACCGCGAAGCACUAAAGUCGUCCGUUGGCUUCGGAGCCCUCAACUUCGUGUGAGUAUAAGCGCGCUGACAUCAAAGCUAGCGAGAAGACAGGAUUGCGGCUGACGCUCUUGACUAUUCCCUCACUGUCAGCGGCGCCAUUCCUGCCAUCUUUGUCAUCGACAAGUUCGGUCGCCGAUCCCUUCUGCUCACGACCUUCCCCAUCAUGGCUAUCUUCCUCUUUGCCGCCGGUCUGAUGUUCCUUGCCCCCAACACCGCCAACCCUGACUUUGGCAUUGUCCCCGAUGCGGACCAAUUCAUCGCCACCAAGGGCAAGCUCGCCGGUAUUGCCAUCUUCAUCUACCUCUUCACCCUGGCCUACUCGAUCGGCGAAGGCCCGGUCCCUUUCGCCUACUCUGCCGAGGUGUUCCCCCUUGCCCAGCGCGAGCAGGGAAUGGGUUGGGCGGUCGCUACUUGCCUGUUCUGGGCCUCCGUCCUGUCCAUCACUUUCCCUAGAAUGCUGCACGUCUUUGGAUCUCUGGGCACAUUUUUCUUCUACGGCGGAUUGAACCUGAUCGCCUUCGUCCUCAUCUUCUUCUUCGUCCCCGAGACCAAGCGUCUCUCCCUCGAGGAGCUUGACGGUGUCUUCUCCGUCGGCAACAGUCGCUUCGCCAGCUACCAGCUCACCAAGACGCUACCCUACGCCAUCAAAGUUGCGACUCUGCAGCACCCCGAGAAGCCCGCUCCGCUCUUCAAGAAGGUCAAUGUGGACAUCUUGGAGCAAGCUUAA